GGACGGUGCCUGGUGCCCCCCAGCAGCCCCUGGUGUUGGAGCAGUGCCAGCCCCGGCUCCCUCCACCUAAAUAAACCUGUCCCUCCCCAAACCCCACAGCCUCAGAUGUUUCCCCUGGCGGUGUCAGCCAGGCUUCCUGUUCGCAGCGUCGCUGAGAGGGACAUCGCCUGCCCACGGUUCAUCCUGCUGUGUCUCAGCCCCUCCUCGAGGAGCCGAGGCUGGAACCGCCAGGAACUGCUCCUCAAAGGCCUUUUUUGUCUCCUCCUCAGAGCUGGGGGCGUUAUCAGGAGGAACGCAAAGAGCUUUUCUUGUCCUGAGCCGCUGUGGCCGGGUCCUGCCCCAGCUCCCCGGGAAUGCUGCGACUGUGAGGCAGAGCCUGGCACUGCCAGGGGUGCUGGAGGAACUCUGGAGCUGCAGGAUGUGGCUGAGCCCAGGGAGGAUGUGGAGAGUGAGGGCCUGGCAGCCAGCCCAAGCCCAGAGAAUGUGGAGGACAUGUAUGAGCUGCUGGAGAAGCUGGGCAGUGGCCACUUUGGCGUGGUGAGGCUCUGCCGUGAGCGCAGCACCGGCAAUUUCUACGCCGCCAAAUUUGUGAAGACGCGGCGGUGCUGGGGCAGCCGCCUGGGGCUGCAGCGGGCGCAGGUGGAACGGGAAGUCGCCAUCCUCCGCCAGCUCGACCAUCCCAACAUCAUGCAGCUCCACGACCUCUUUGCCAGCAGAGCUGAAGUGGUGCUCGUCCUGGAGCUGAUCAGCGGUGGGGAACUCUUCGACUUCAUUGCGGAGAAGGAGAUGCUGUCAGAGGAGGAGGCCAUCGAGUUCCUGGGGCAGAUCCUGAGUGGGGUGGAAUAUCUGCACGCUCGCCUCAUCGCUCACUUCGACCUCAAGCCUGAGAACAUCAUGCUGCAGGAGAAGGAUGUCCCCAAGCCCCGGAUCAAGAUCAUUGAUUUUGGGUUGGCCCAGCAGCUGGAGGAUGGCAUCACCUUCAAGAGCCUCUGUGGGACCCCCCAGUACAUCGCUCCUGAAGUGAUCAAUUAUGAGCCACUGAGCCUCGCGACUGACAUGUGGAGCAUCGGAGUCAUCACCUACAUUCUGCUCAGUGGCCUGUCCCCCUUCCAGGGUGAGACGGAUGCUGAGACACUCUCCAACGUCGUGGCUGGUGCCUACGAGUUUGAGGAGCGCUGCUUCAGCCAGACCUCCGAGAUGGCCAAGGACUUCAUCCGCCAGCUGCUGGUGAAGGAGCCACAGCACCGCAUGACAGCAGCUGAGUGCCUGAUGCACCCCUGGAUCAAGCCCCAGAGCAGGAAGCAGGCGCUGAGCCGGAGACGUUCCUCCAUCAACAUGAGAAACUUCCGCAAGUUCAACGCCCUGAGGAAGUGGAAGCUCUCCUACAACACAGUGUCCGCCUGCAACCGGCUGUGCCGCACGCGGCUGCUCUGCAACCCCGGCAAGGAUCACGAGGAGCUGUCCUGUCCCUGCCCUGCAGCCCCCCUGUACCCCCAGCGCUGCUGUGAGAGUGACCAAGAGGAAGAGAGGAGCCCCCGCAUCGCUCUGCUGCGCCGGCGGAGAAGCAGCUGCUCCUGAGCUCCUCCAAAAAAAGACAAAACCCCUGCGAGGGGAGCUUUUGGGGUCCCCCCAUCGCCCCAUCCAUGGGGCAGGGGCAGUGUCCAGCCCCACAGCUCCCAGUUCCGUGGUGUUGGAGGGUCACUGGGGCAUCAGCACCCCGCUCCUGCCCCCGGGUUUUGCUGCGGUGGAGCUCGUGCUGCCCCAGGGCUGGGAUCCUCCUCUCUGCUUUGCCCUAAUGAGAAAAAUAAAUGUCACCUCCUCCUCCUC
Messenger RNA from Catharus ustulatus (Swainson's thrush), 1827 nucleotides. Its product is annotated as death-associated protein kinase 2-like. Gene Ontology annotation, cellular component: cytoplasm; nucleus. The transcript has 12 exons. Bases 106 to 1578 code for a protein of 490 amino acids. Gene Ontology annotation, molecular function: protein serine/threonine kinase activity; ATP binding. The record is from RefSeq and is a predicted model, not a curated record. Gene Ontology annotation, biological process: protein phosphorylation; intracellular signal transduction; positive regulation of apoptotic process. Lineage: Eukaryota; Metazoa; Chordata; Aves; Passeriformes; Turdidae.